This is a messenger RNA of Diachasma alloeum, 2033 nucleotides long. RefSeq lists its product as uncharacterized. The transcript has 4 exons. The record is from RefSeq and is a predicted model, not a curated record. Gene Ontology annotation, cellular component: cytoplasm. NCBI's taxonomy places the organism in Eukaryota, Metazoa, Arthropoda, Insecta, Hymenoptera, Braconidae. Gene Ontology annotation, molecular function: ubiquitin conjugating enzyme binding; ubiquitin protein ligase activity. Gene Ontology annotation, biological process: proteasome-mediated ubiquitin-dependent protein catabolic process; multicellular organism development. Bases 319 to 1803 code for a protein of 494 amino acids.
AAUUACAUUCACCAUUUAUUUUAGAGUCAAUGUCAUGAUUGGUCGGUAGAAAUAGGUGAAGGUGAACGAGUCAUUUAACUUAUUGAAAUUUCAUGGUCAAAUCAGCACAUUGUAGCUAAGCAGUUGGUGUUAUAUGUAUUUUAGUUGUUUAUAUGAACUCAAAAAGGAUUGUUAUCAAGUUUUUCACUUUGUGGAAAUGAAUAAUUACUCAUAUCUAUUAAAUCUUAAAUGAACUGAGUAACGAAUAGAAAUUGUCAAGUGAUUUAAUUUUUUUUUUCAAAUAAUAGUAAUAACCACAUUGAUAUUUUAUUUGAAAUCAUGGCGAUACCAUUAAUUUCCACUUGUAGAGUUACAAUUACACUAAAUAUUAGAGAAAAUGAUGCCGCGAGAGAUGAGAAAAAGACAUGUGGAUUUCAUUUAACAAGAUCAAAGUGGGAUCCUUAUCCAUGGGUUGGAUACGUUGAACAUGGAAGUAUUGCUGACGUCGCUGGAUUGAAGACAGGGGAUUGUCUUUUACAAAUAGAUCAAGUGGAUGUUGUAGGUCUUCGAGUUAAAGAUAUAGCUUCAUUAAUAAGAAAAGAAUCUUCAGGAUCGGUGAUAAAUCUCCAAAUUUGGCGCAUCGAAGAGAAUAAUAAUAAUGGUGAAAAAAAGCAAUACAAUGGUAAUGAAUCAGGCACAGCACUUGCAGGGCCACUUCCAAUUUUAAUGGGAAAAUUUUUGAAAGCUAUAUCAAAGAUAGUGGAUAUAUUGGAGUGUCCAGUAUGCCUAGAAACAGCAACAUCCCCUAUUUCUCAAUGUGUACAUGGACAUAUAUUGUGUGCUACAUGUCGAAUUAAAACACUACGUUGUCCUGUGUGCCGAGUCAGACUUGGCCGAGGUAGAUGUCUCAUAGCUGAUGAAAUUCAACAAAGUAUUGGAGAAGCCUUUGAUAAUGAUUAUAAUUAUGAUAGAGAAAUUGCAUUCAAUAAUAAAGAAAUAAAUAAUCAUUCAAAUCAUUCAUUGAAACAAAAGUUAUUUGGAAAAGUUUCUUUAAAAUCAUAUGAUGAACCUGAGAGCCAUGUAAAAAAAUAUAAAACGUCGUUUUUCAGAUUAUUUAGAGGUGGAUUUGGUCGAGCAGUAUCAGCUGAUAAUUUAAUGACAUCGAAUGAAAAAGAAAAAUGCCAUGAGAAUGAUCCAACACGAGUGGGAUUUACAGGGCUUGGUGAAUUAACACGAGGAAAUAGAACUAAAUCAGCUAGUACGGGUGAAUUGUGUGUGGGCAAUGAAAGAAGAAGCAUGAUAAAUGAUAAUGGACAGACUAGCAAAUCAAGUGUACCUUUAACUCCCUCGUGGGGUGGAUCAAUGGAAUCUAUAUCGAAUAAUAAUCUCUUCUUAUGUCCAUUAUCCAUGCAGAGUGAAUGUAGAGAAUCCUUAACUCAACAUAGGCUUGCAGAACAUCUUGGAUAUGUCCACAAUUACAGAAAUCAAAUGCAUUUCUAUGGAAGCAAUGCAAUUAUACCAGUAUCUUUAUCAUCCCAUUCGUAUGUGAUAUAUAUUUUUCAUCAUGCAGAACAACUCUUUAUUUUCCAGUACGAAAAUGGAAGCGCUUGGAUGAUUGGUACAGGCGUAAAUCCAAUGAAAUGGAUUUUGCAUGCUUGGACUGACAAUAAAAUUAAAUUCAAACUUGAGCGACAAGUGUUGAAAAUAAAUGAUGCUACUCAUGAAAAAUUCUCAUCUCAUCAGGCACAUUUACCCAGCAAUGAUCAUUCUAUUGAUUUUAUCCACAUUGAAAUUAUUUCAUUACAAUGUGACGGAUUGUUAUGAUGACUUUAUAUUUUUCUUCUUUUUCCACCCCACUCUCCACCCUUGUUUGCAAAAGCAACUUGUAAAACUUUGUAUAAAUAUCUCUUUACUCUCUAAUUGAUUGAAUAUGGAAGAUGUAGAAUUAUCGUAAGGCACUUGGACUUUAUUGUGAACAACUUACAGAUGGAAUUAAUAUUUUAAUCGUUUAAUUAUUAUUGUCUACAAAUUGAAAAUAAUGGAUAAAUAUUGAA